Molecule: messenger RNA, 1816 nt
Organism: Trifolium pratense (red clover)
Lineage: Eukaryota; Viridiplantae; Streptophyta; Magnoliopsida; Fabales; Fabaceae
Product: G2/mitotic-specific cyclin S13-7-like
Exons: 6
Coding region: 237-1634 (465 amino acids)
Biological process (GO): regulation of cyclin-dependent protein serine/threonine kinase activity; mitotic cell cycle phase transition
Cellular component (GO): nucleus; cyclin-dependent protein kinase holoenzyme complex; centrosome
Molecular function (GO): cyclin-dependent protein serine/threonine kinase regulator activity
Source: RefSeq, a predicted model, not a curated record
GUAGGAUAAAUGGAAAACGAUCCAACGGUUAAAAAGCACACAAUAAUUUGACCGUUGAGGAGAGAACGUUGUCUCCAUCAGCUUCAAAAAGAGGAUUUUCAUUCUCAUUCCUAUUCAUUCAUUCAUUCAUUCUACAAUCACAAAGAGAGUGUGAGGGUGAGAACAACACUGUUUGAUUCUACCCUCAAGAAUCAUACAAAAUCAUCAUCAACAACAACAAUAAGAAGAGAUUCUCAAUGGCUUCAAGAAUUGUUUCUCAACAACAACCCAAAGGUGAUGCUGUAGUGGGGGGAGGGAAACCAGUGAAGAAGAACGGUGCAGCAGGUGAAGGAAGGAACCGAAGAGCACUUCUUGAUAUUGGAAAUGUGGUCACUCUAAAAGGUGUUGAAGUCAAGCCAAAUCGCCCUGUCACAAGGAGUUUUUGUGCACAAUUACUUGCCAAUGCUCAAGCAGCAAAAGCUAAUGAGAAUAACAAGAAACAGACUUGUGCCAAUGUUCCUACUGCUGCUGUUGAUGGAGUUGCAGCAGUGGCUAAAAGAGUGGCCCCUAAACCUGCUGUUCAGAAGAAAGUCACUACAAAACCAAAGCCUGUUCUGAAGGAAGUCAUUGAAAUCUCAGAUGAAAAGGACAGUGAAGACAAGGCUGUGCACAAGAAAAAGGAAGCAGAUCUUAAUUCUAAGAAGAAACCAUCACGUACUCUUACUUCUGUUCUCACAGCCAGAAGCAAGGCUGCAUGUGGUUUGACUAACAAACCAAAGGAAAUUGUUGACAUUGAUGCUGGUGAUGCUAACAAUGAACUUGCUGCUAUUGAAUAUCUUGAAGAUAUUUACAAGUUCUAUAAGAUAGUUGAGAAUGAGAACCGUCCACAUGAUUACAUGGACUCACAGCCUGAGAUAAAUGAGAAGAUGAGGGCAAUACUCAUUGAUUGGCUAGUAGAUGUUCACACCAAAUUUCAACUUUCACCAGAAGCCCUUUAUCUCACAAUCAACAUAGUUGAUAGAUUCCUAGCUGUCAAACUUGUGCCAAGAAGGGAACUUCAAUUGGUUGGCAUCAGUGCUAUGCUGAUGGCAUCAAAGUAUGAAGAAAUCUGGCCACCUGAGGUUAAUGACUUUGUGACCCUCUCAGAUUAUGCUUACACUCACGAACAAAUUCUUAUCAUGGAGAAAACCAUCCUAGGCAAACUUGAAUGGACAUUAACUGUGCCUACACCUUUUGUGUUCCUUGUCCGUUUCAUCAAAGCGGCAUCCAUGUCAUCGGUGUCAUCUGUGUCCGGUGUUCCUUCUGAUCAAGAACAAGAACAGCCUUUGGAGAACAUGGCUCAUUUUCUAUCUGAAUUGGGGAUGAUGCACUAUGCUACCUUAAAGUAUUGUCCAUCAAUGGUUGCUGCUGCAGCAGUUUUUGCAGCAAGGUGCACUUUGAACAAGAGUCCUGUUUGGAAUGAGACACUGAAGAUGCACACUGGUUACUCAGAAGAACAGUUAAUGGAUUGUGCUAAGUUGUUGACUAGUUUUCACUCUAGUAUUGGGAAUGGAAAGCUGAAGGUUGUCUAUAGGAAGUACUCUGAUCCUCAGAGAGGUGCUGUUGCUGUGCUUCCACCAGCAAAGAAUCUGUUGCCUGCUGUUGGUUCUGUCUAGAUAAGUUUGAUGAUAAUAAACAAAGGAAGAUGCAUGAGUUUUGGUUUUAUGUGGGGGGGCACAGCAAUAACCAUUUGUUAUUGUAUUCAUUAGUUUUGAUUGUUUGGAUUUUUUUAAUAGCAGUUGUUGUAAUGUGAUCGAAAUUUCAUGUAUAAACUUCCUCAUUUUUCUUGGUUUUCUCA